AUGGGAAACGAACAUCUUCCAUACGCCGCUGACGCCGACAGCCCACUGAAGCCUGCAGAGCUUCAAGUCCUACGAUCGCAAUACGAGAAAGAGGGCGAAUAUGUCUCUCUACAGACCAAGUUCAACUUCGCAUGGGGCCUCAUAAAAUCCUCGUCCCGCGACGACCAACAAGAAGGCGUGCGCCUCCUCUCAGACAUCUUCCGCGCGAGCCCCGACCGCCGACGAGAGUGCCUCUAUUACCUCGCUCUGGGCAACUACAAACUCGGCAACUACGCAGAAGCGCGACGAUACAACGAUAGCCUCAUCGAGCUGGAGCCGAACAACCUGCAAGCGCAGAGUCUGAGCCAGUUGAUCGAGGAUAAGGUUAACAAGGAGGGAUUGAUGGGCAUGGCGAUUGUGGGUGGAUUGGCUGUGGCUGCUGGUGUGGUAGGUGGCAUGUUGGUCAGAGGAGCCCAGAGGAAACGAUAA
Zasmidium cellare ATCC 36951 is the source of this 468-nucleotide messenger RNA. RefSeq lists its product as uncharacterized. The coding region runs from base 1 to 468 and encodes 155 amino acids. The transcript is spliced from 3 exons. Gene Ontology annotation, biological process: peroxisome fission; mitochondrial fission; autophagy of mitochondrion. The record is from RefSeq and is a predicted model, not a curated record. Gene Ontology annotation, molecular function: protein binding. NCBI's taxonomy places the organism in Eukaryota, Fungi, Ascomycota, Dothideomycetes, Mycosphaerellales, Mycosphaerellaceae. Gene Ontology annotation, cellular component: peroxisomal membrane; mitochondrial outer membrane.